UGGUUGGUGAGGUUGGCACCAGUGUGUUCAUUGGAAGCAGAAGAAAACAAGUUUCUGAUGCGUACUUUUGCUGCUUCUUUUUAAAAUUUCUCUGAAGAUCGCAAGAGAUUUACGAAGAUGAGACUCACUCUUGCUCUAUUGUUUGAGAAGUUACCGAACGGAAAUAUAUUUAGAGGCAAACAUAAGCUCAAUCCCAAGAUUCGAAACUGGAUGAAGCGUGAAACUCUCGCAGACAUUCAAAGGGAAGAAGCAAACAUGCAAAUCCUGAGGCAUCACUAUUUAACCAAGCAAGAAGUAAAAGGAUAUCGAUAUGAUAUGGGUUUAGAAAGAGAAUUUGUUAGAAGCAAAAUAGAAUUGAGGAGAAAGAAUUUUCCGGCCAACAUUUACCUUGAAGAUCGCAUGGGUCGGUUACGGAUCAAGGAUAGCUGGGAAAAAUAUUUUGAUUGAUGUAGUGAUUAGGUCCUUAUUAUGAUAGAACAUUCUGGUUCCUCUUUUGCUGUGAAUGAUCAACAGAAUUUUUUGUUUAUAUUGUGCUGUUUGUAAAUUAAAUCUUGACGUAUAUCUA
Thrips palmi is the source of this 565-nucleotide messenger RNA. RefSeq lists its product as uncharacterized. Gene Ontology annotation, biological process: mitochondrial translation. Gene Ontology annotation, molecular function: structural constituent of ribosome. Gene Ontology annotation, cellular component: mitochondrial ribosome. NCBI's taxonomy places the organism in Eukaryota, Metazoa, Arthropoda, Insecta, Thysanoptera, Thripidae. The record is from RefSeq and is a predicted model, not a curated record. The transcript has 3 exons. The coding region runs from base 118 to 447 and encodes 109 amino acids.